UGUGACGAAGUUGCGCUAAUCCGUGGUUGGUAGACUACUCCAUACAGCAGCACAUAACUCCGCAGCCACCGCAGGAAUCAAGAACGCGAAAGUCUUCCCUGACCCAGUCUUUGCAGCACCUAGCAGCCCUUCCCGUGCAUUGGCGAAGCCCCGAGCAGUCAACGACAGACUGCGCUUUUCGAAGCCUAUCCAAGCCAAUACUGUUGCGCAUCAUGUCUGGAGAAAAGCGACCCGCCGCCAAUUCCUUCGGCUCGUCGCAACUUGUCAAGCGCGCAAAAGCGGACACGGAAGGCUCAGCAUUGUCAGUGGUCAAUAGAGCAGGCGAAAAUGGAGCUCUUAUACAAGCUCAGGGAAGGGGUGGACUUCAGGCGCCGAUCAUGGAGCUUCAAGGUCACACUGGAGAGGUAUUCGCGGCGCGAUUUGAUCCCACUGGUCAAUUCAUAGCUUCGGGCGCGAUGGACCGCUCCAUAUUACUCUGGCACUCGAGCGGCGCUUGCGAGAAUUACGGACUGUUGCCAGGCCACAAGCAAGCCAUCCUGGAUCUCCACUGGUCGCGAGAUUCCAAAGUGUUGUUCUCGGCCUCGGCUGACAUGACUCUGGCCAGCUGGGACGUUGAAACGGGCGAGAGGAUACGGAGACACCCUGGGCAUGAGGAGGUCAUUAAUUGCAUGGAUGUCAGCAAGCGCGGGGAAGAAAUGCUCGUGAGCGGUUCGGACGACGGGUACAUCGGACUCUGGGACCCGAGAACGAAAGAAGCUGUGAAGUUCAUCGAGACGCCCUUUCCCAUCACGGCAAUUGCACUCUCGGAAGCCGGAAACGAGCUCUUCACGGGAGGAAUUGACAACGACAUCAAAGUGUGGGACUUGCGCAAGGAGGAGGUGAUAUACUCAUUACUUGGGCACACCGACACCGUCACUUCGUUACAAUUGUCACCGGACAACAUGACACUGCUGUCGAACGCACAUGAUUCCACCGUUCGCACCUGGGACGUUAGACCUUUUGCGCCGGCGGACCGACGAAUUCGCACAUAUGACGGGGCUCCCACGGGGCAAGAGCGCAACCUUUUCAAAGCGAGUUGGGAUCCAAAGGGCCGGAAGAUUGCUGCCGGAAGUGGCGAUCAGACGGUCGCUAUCUGGGACGCUGGCAGUGGCAAGCUGUUGAGCAAGCUGCCCGGACACCGUGGCGCAGUGAACGAUGUUCGCUUCUCUCCCGCCGACGAAUCGUUGUUGUUGUCUGCCUCGUCGGAUCGCACCCUCCUGUUAGGAGAGCUGGGUAAGUGAAGGAGGAGAGGGCAACGUUUGGCUGCAGGGCCACAGUUCAGAACAAGUUCCCAGAAGCGGGAAGCGACAUCG
Westerdykella ornata is the source of this 1352-nucleotide messenger RNA. Its product is annotated as cell cycle control protein-like protein cwf17. The record is from RefSeq and is a predicted model, not a curated record. Gene Ontology annotation, cellular component: catalytic step 2 spliceosome. Gene Ontology annotation, molecular function: protein binding; RNA binding. The transcript is spliced from 7 exons. Bases 213 to 1280 code for a protein of 355 amino acids. NCBI's taxonomy places the organism in Eukaryota, Fungi, Ascomycota, Dothideomycetes, Pleosporales, Sporormiaceae.